GCUUCACACUCACCAUGACUCUCACGGAGAGUGAACCACAGGACAUUUGAGAGGGUAUCCGAGUGAGUCCAAGGGGGAGCAUGCUGUGUGUCAUGCUUAUGCCCUCCGUUUGAUCGUCCUUUCAGGGGUUUUAUUCAACACAAGUGCUAGGAAUAAGAGCGAUGGAUGCCGGUGGAAACCAAGUAGCUGCGAACAUGGCCUCUUCACCCGCAGAAGAAGCUCAGGCCUGGACGAUUUGCAUCAACAUUCAAGAUCUGGGUUCCUGAAAAGCAGUUUGGAGAAUUUUGAGCUGCACUACACUGAGAACGCACUACUGCCACGGCAAGGUUAACCAAGCCCAAGACCAGCUGUGUGUGUUUGUGUGUGUUUUGGUAAUAUGCAUCAUCGGAAUCUUCGAGCUCGGCGUCGGCAACAAGAGGACGAGGCUAAUGAGUGUUCUGCUUUAGAGUCGGGACAUCAACAUUGCACACGAAGCCCAAUUUUUUUCAUUUUGUGUGUUCUGCUGAGUAUCGUGAGUUGGAACAUGCUGAGAUUCUGGAGUCCGCUAUUCAACAAACAACAACAGGUACAAAUGCAAGCAUCGACAAACCAAAUUCGAGCUGUUGUCUUCGAACUAUUCAGAGCCAGUAACAGAACUUAUGCGCAUCGAAACCUAUUGCGCCGUCGAACAAGACAAAGAAGACAUUUACUCAAGUCGACAUCGCAGGAGAUUUACCCUGAUGAAGAUGAGCGUGAAGAGUGCCCUUUCAAUGAACCAGAAGUUGAUGAAACUCCUCCCCUAGGAUCUGAAUCCUCCGCUCACAGGAUGGCUCGAUCGGGGAGGAAGGGAAACAAGGGAAACAAGCCGGACAAGCCGAAGAGAAGUUCCAGUUCUAGGAUAACUUAUGAUGGUCCUGAACCUCGCCAACGGACAGCUCAUGGAACUCUGGGGCAAUGGCAAGUUCUCGGUGGAGAUCGUAUCUCUGAUUUAGACAUACAUCCAUUCUUCGUUAAGGUACCGAUAGGACUCGGUAAAGAACGGCAGGAGUAUUACAUGCAUAUUGACACUGGGAGUGGCAUCAGCUGGGUUAAUUGCAAAGGUAGGGGACCGAUUACGACGGAGGGGCCACACGGACUCUUCAAACCUAAAGCAGACAGCUACGUAAACUGCAAGAAACAGGAAGAAUUUUGCAAGGGGUUUCAAGAUGGGGAAGAGCACCGUUGUGAUAAGAAGCACCAUUUUCGGUGCAUAUUCGACACUCAGUAUGGUGAUGGGCUGAUCAUAGAGGGAUACAUCGUGAUGAUAGACUUGAUCUUCGACUUGAGUGAUGGUUCUGAAUCGCAGGCCGAUGUUGCUUUCGGGUGUGCGGAUAAAGUGAACGAUGAAGAAACGAAGAAGCUAGGCCAAAACACCGCGCUCACAGAUGGACUAAUAGGUUUAGGUCCGCAUCCAGGAAGUUGGCUUCAUCAAUUGAACAUGUUGGGGUACAUCUCAGAAUACGUGAUUGCAAUAUGCUUCGAACCAGACCUUGGGAAAUCAAGACAUGCAGCUAUAGGCCCUGAAUUACCAGAACCAGCUGGUUUCCUCUCAUUCGGAAACCCAUAUUCCGCGCAAGCUGAGAGCACCAUUUGGACAGCCAACAUUCCAUCUCCUGAAGAGUACUACGACGCCAUGUAUACGGGAAGGCUCGUUUCAAUCAGAUAUCGGGAUAUUGUUAUCCAGCUGAGGGGGAACGAGAAAAAACGGAAGAGAGAUCAUCCAGAAGGGGUGCAAAUGGGUUUCGACACUGGCAGCGACCUGACGUACUUAACAAGGAAGACCUUCGACGCAUUUGUAACCAUUCUUGAUGAAGAGGCCAAACACUUGGGAUAUGAAAUUACGAGAGAUGCAGACGAAUUUGUGAAAGACGAACAGAGAAAAUGCUGGAGAAAGAAAAGUGGUGGAGAAGAACCUUCAGUGGAGGAUUUCGGAGACAUGAUCCUGGAGUUUGCAACUUUUGCCGAGGACGAUACUAAAUCUGAAUUGGUCAUCAACCCGAAGUACUACAUCACUUCAGAGGGCUCUGGAAGACAGCAUAGAACUUGCUUCAAUAUGCUGAAGGAAACGGAGUUCGAUUUUGGCAAUCUGGGAGCGGAAGUUAUGAGAGGUCACUUGCUCCUUUUCGACAAUGAGCUCAAUCGAAUAGGGUGGCGUAGAGUUGACUCUUGCAGCAGAGUGCUAUGAUUCACACAUUCGACGGUAUAACCUUCCCAAGGAUUGCUUCCAUCGAUAUCAGAUAAUAAAAUCCUGAUGCAUGUGCUCGUAGAACCUGUACAUUAAUCGGCAAUUCAACAAAUUCAGUAAUAGAUUUUGGAAGA
Messenger RNA from Physcomitrium patens, 2337 nucleotides. Its product is annotated as aspartyl protease APCB1. Gene Ontology annotation, molecular function: aspartic-type endopeptidase activity. The record is from RefSeq and is a predicted model, not a curated record. Gene Ontology annotation, biological process: proteolysis. Lineage: Eukaryota; Viridiplantae; Streptophyta; Bryopsida; Funariales; Funariaceae.